CGCAUUCGAAAAAAAAACUUUAAACUAAACGGACGACGCCGCUGACGGAAACGGCAAGGGCGGAUGAGUGUUGCGCGAGUUUAAUGGUUUUUUCGCUCCCGAAAAGCCAGUUUCACACAUUUCGUUUAAUAUAUUUUAAGAAUUUUUAACCAAAUCGACGCAAUUUCCGCCAGGUGAAAUGCAGUUGCAAGUGUAAUGUGCGGGAGUGGUGUGAAAUAAGAAAAAAAGUCACGCGUGUGAUGUGUUGUUGUGGCUGCUACGAAACGCAAAGAAAAAGUCAAAGCCAAAAAGCAAAGUGCAAAAGCCAGUCAAAAAUUAACACCAGACAAGUAGGAGAAAUAGGCAUGAGACAGGCCCCGAAAUUGGGAAAAAAAUUAUAAAAAGUGUUAAGUGAAAUAAUGUGCAUUUAAAGGUGGAAUCGCGACGCAAAAGGCCCACAGCAGCGCCAGCAGCCAGAAGUCGCUAAACAUAUUGAACGCAGUGUGGCCAAGGCAGUAGAAGUAGUGCCGUUGUUGUUGGUCGUGUGUAUUUCUUUGUUUUGUUUGGUUUUCGUGCCCCCCUACCCUACCUCUCGCUCACACUCGUUCGCUGCCUGAGUGCUAGUGCGUGCGUGCGGUUGCACGAGUGUGCAAGGACAACAAAAACGCACUUCGUUGGAAGAGGAAGCGAUUGAGAGCAUCAACAGCUGUGGCGGCGCUGCAACUGCAACGCUCCUACAACAACAACAACAACGAUGGACACAUUUCGCAAGUGGCUGAACAAACCCAAGGCCGAUGACAAGUCGCUGCUGGCGCGCUUCUUUCAUGCCGAUCGAUCGCUGACAGCGGUGGCCAGCGAACUGGACAGCUUCGAUGGACGAGCGGAGCCGGAUCGAUGCUCCCGAUUGGUCAGCAGACUGCGACAGAAUCAGGACAAAGUGCUGUCGAUCACGAAUCUGAUUAUGGAGGAGCUGCUCGGCGAGGAUCGCGAUCCGCGUGCGUUUCGUGCCAAAUUCCCCGAGGAAGUGCUGCAGGAGAAUCUCGCCGGACAGCUGUGGUUCGGCGCCGAGUGCCUGGCGGCCGGCUCUUCGAUCAUGAAUCGUGAGAUGGAGAGCAAGGAGAUGCGACCGCUGGCCCAGGCCGUCACCAAGAGUCUGGGCAAUGUGCGGGUCCUGCUCAGAGAUCAGUGCCUGCGGAAUAAUGUGCCCAAUAGCAAGACCCUCCAUCUGGACGUCAACGAUUUCACCACCGAGCAGCUGUACGAGAGCCUCAAGAUCUUCGAUCGUCUCUUUGCCGAGUUCGAGCUGAGCUACGUGAGCGCCAUGGUGCAGGUGAAGUCACGGCACGAGUACGAGAUGCAGCAGUGGAUCGGUGUGCUCUUCUCGGAGACGCUGCAGCGUGCCCUCAAGAUUGGUCUGCUCGAUCAGGAUAUGGUGGAUGCCUUCGAUCCGGGUCUGAUGUUCUCUAUACCACGGCUGGCCAUUGUUGCCGGCCUUGUCGUCUAUACCAAGGGGCCGCUCGAUAUGGAUAUGCCUGGGGAUCAGCUGUCCGAGAUGUUUCGUCCAUUUCGCACGAUCCUCAUUAAGAUACGGGAUCUUCUGCGAAACCUCAACAACCAGGAGCUGUACCAACUGGAGAAAGUCCUCUGUACCAAUGAGGAUAUCAACACAAAGGUGCCUUUGGGCUCCAGCAGCAUAGAGGCACCCACACCCGAGCAUAGCUCCACACCGACAACAAGCAGCAACAAUAAUACCAAGAGCAACAGCAACAACAGCAGCAGCAGCAGCACUGGUGGAGGUGCUGGGACUGCAACUGUGGAGCGACUGGUCGAUCAGCGUAAUAAUAACAACAACAACAACAACAGCAACAAUAAUCAGCAGAAUAGCAACGAAGUCACGACAACGUUGCCGGCACGCUCUCCGUCCAUGUUGUCGCUAUCGGCCAGUACGCCCACAGCAUCGCCGGCACCAUCGCCAACGCCCACGCCCUGGCGUUCGAUUGCCUCCUCGGAAUCGUCGGCGGUCAGCAGCUCUACAAAUCCGCCAGCCGAUUGGUCAGACGGCGAUGACGAAGACGAGGAUGAGGAUGAAGAUGAACGGGAUAUAGAGGAUGAAACAGAUGAGGAGCUCAAGGAAAUUAUGGCCGAGUGUGCCUCUGGGUAUCUGAUACCCAACACAAAUCUGGGAAAUCUACUGCAACCGCAACAGGUUCCACUCACGGAUAUCUUCGUGGCCAGCGAAGAUGAUGAUGAGUACGGAACAGCUGACCACCCGCAGCCGGCGCACAGAGAGCAGGAUGAGGAGGAGCCCAGUACCAGUGCUGCACUGCAGCGUCAACGGCAUAGUCACAGUCACAGUCUCAGUCAAAGUCAUCGCCAUCAUCACCGCCACCAUCAUCAUCACCAUCACCAUCACACGACGCAGCAGCAGCACCAGCAGCAGCAACAGCAGCAGCAGCACCAUCAUCAGCCGCAUCCACAUCGUCUGACACGCAGCGGACGUAAGCGAUGCAGCAUGGAGCAUGCCGCCGUAGAGGUGGAUCAGCCGGGGCAGGGCCAGGCCAGUGGCGACACCAGUGCCGCAUCCUCGCUCUCCGACGAUGUGUCGCUUGCGAUGCGCAACACCACGGCACGCCUCAAGUUCAAGAGCACCGAGAACCUGCUGCAUCGCCUGUUCGUUUGCAUUGCCGGCGUGGCCGAUCAGCUGCAGACGAACUUUGCCUCCGAUUUGCGGCAGAUAUUGCGCAGCGUGUUCCUCAUGAAUAUGUCGUCCGUGGAGGAGGAGCAGAUCGAGAUACCGGUAAAGACAAAGGAGUCGGAGCUGUUCGAGUUCCGUGCCUCCGAAAACGAUGUGAUACAGGAGAGCGCCGGCUCCAAUCAAAGCAUUUACUCAGCCGAGGAGGUUAACCCGGAGCUGGACAAUGUGUUCAGCGCUGGCAACCGUCACUCUGCCGGCGCCACAAUGCAGCGCAAUAACACCAUCGAUAAUCCGAGCAGUAGCAGCAACAGCAACAGCAGUAGCAGUAGUUCCGCCACGACCCGCAACCAUGUCACGCGUAGUCGGAGUCUGGGUGAUCAGCAGGAGACUGUUGCCAGGAGCAUGCCUGCGGCAGUGCAGCAGCAGCAGCAGGAACAGGAGAUGGAACAGCAACAGCAGCAGCAUCAGGUGCAAGUGCAACUGCAGCGUCAGCGCAACAAUUCCGUGGGCAGCAACACGCCCUCCAGCGCCUCCUCGACCAGUUCCAGCUCCGAACAGAAUUCCCCCGUGAGCACACGCAGCGGCAGCAGUCGUCGCCGCCUGCAGAGCAACAACGAAACCCAAAUGCCUUCAUCCACAACGACAGCCGCAGCCGCAGCAACGCUUGCGCCGCCAGCCUGGAUACCCGAUGGCAAGGCGCCACGUUGCAUGUCCUGCCAGACGCCCUUCACUGCCUUCCGACGUCGUCAUCACUGUCGCAACUGUGGCGGCGUCUUCUGUGGCGUCUGCUCAAAUGCCACCGCUCCACUGCCCAAAUACGGCCUCACCAAGGCGGUGCGCGUGUGCCGCGACUGCUAUGUGCGGGAGGUGCAGGCCCGCUCCCCCUCCACCGCAAGCGUCAACGUUGGCGUUCAGAUGCAGAGCCAGGCGGGACGAGUGCAGACGGCGACCGCCUCUUAGGACCGGCCAUUGGCGCUUUUCGGCGCAGCUGAGGACCAAAAAAUAAGUGAACCGAGCGCACGUUGGGCGGGGAGAGAUGGAAAAGCAAACUGUGAAACGCAAUUGUUCUUCAAAAAUUGUUUUCUUUAUUUUAUACGUAAUCAUAACUGUACAUCUAAACCGAAACCUAAACCCCAUGCACAAGGCGGGGGCUUGCAUAAAUAGAUCGAUCAGAUAUAUAUAUAUAUAAAUGACUAUAUAUAAUCAAAGAACUAUGUAUAUAUAAUAAUAAUAAUAUAUGGGCAUUUCUCUGACGAGGUCCAGCGAGACCAAAAAUUUCAGUGUCUCUAAAAACACAUUUCUAUAUAAUUCUUUUGCGAUUUAAUAGUCUAAAUUUAAUGAAGGACAACUAGCUUUACAAAAUUAACAUAUUAUUUCAUU
Molecule: messenger RNA, 4054 nt
Organism: Drosophila obscura
Lineage: Eukaryota; Metazoa; Arthropoda; Insecta; Diptera; Drosophilidae
Product: lateral signaling target protein 2 homolog
Exons: 5
Coding region: 734-3634 (966 amino acids)
Cellular component (GO): early endosome membrane
Molecular function (GO): metal ion binding
Source: RefSeq, a predicted model, not a curated record